UUUUUAAGUUGAAUUCAAAGGCAACACGACGUCUACGUAUGUCCGUUAACCCAAUAAUCUCACUCUGUGAUUCACGUCGCGGUGGAUAUUUGCAGAGUUCGUCCCAGCGAACACCCCCCUCUCCCGUCUUUUUAAUGGUCCGCUCCGUCUCGCUGCCAUGUUGGAUGUACGCAUCUCUGCUGCAGCUGCUGGAGUUUCCGAAUGAAAGUUGAGCGUUUGUCGGUCCACGGACGCAUCGAGAGUCUCUCUUUCGCGUUCGCCACUGAAACGAGCAGUCACGGUCGCUCCCUCCGCCGGAGCAGCCCGGGGAGCGCGCUCCGACCUCCUCCGCCCUCCAGCCCGGAGAUGAUCCGGUUGCAGGCCAUAGCAACCGGAGCCCGCAUGGAUUCUCUGUAACCAGCGCCGUCCGCCGAGCCCGUCCGUUGAAAACCGCAUCGUUUCCGGGCACGCUAGUCGCACUCGGAGCCAUGAACAGCCACGCGCAGCCCCGCAGGGCCGCCAACGUGGGCUCCCUCCUCCUCACCCCGCAGGAGAACGACUGUCUGUUCGGGUACCUGGGCAGGAAAUGCGCCACCCUGUGCUCGGCGGUGGUCCAGGUGUACGCGGCCGAACGCAGCUGCAGCUGGGUGAAGAGAUGCUGCGGCGUGGCCUGUCUGGUCAAAGACAACCCGCAGAGGUCCUACUUCAUCCGAGUGUUUGACAUCAAGGAAGGAAAAACAAUGUUUGAGCAGGAACUUUACCACAACUUCUCCGUCAGCAGCUCCAGGUCCUACUUUAUCUCAUUUGCAGGAGAUACCUGUCAGGUUGGUCUGAACUUUGCUAGUGAAGAAGAGGCUAAAAGGUUCCGAGCGGCCGUCAACGACCUUCUCAACCGAAGGCAGCGCAAAACUGAGAAAAGAGCUGACCAUAAAAAUGGUCCAGCUCUGCCCAUGGCCACAGUGGACAUCAAGAACCCAGAGAUCAACAAUGUUCGGUUCCUCAACUCCUACAGCCACCAGCAGCCGUACCACCUCAACAACGUGCUGAGCCACAGCGGCCUGAGCCGCAAAGACAAGAAGACCAAAGGCAAGAAGAAGAAGCUGACCAAGGCCGACAUUGGCACGCCAAGCAACUUCCAGCACAUUGGUCACGUGGGCUGGGACCCAAACACAGGUUUUGAUCUGAACAACCUGGACCCCGAACUGAAGAACCUGUUUGACAUGUGCGGCAUCUCUGAGGCCCAGCUGAAGGACCGGGAGACGUCCAAGGUCAUCUACGACUUCAUCGAGAAGAAGGGAGGGGUGGAGGCCGUCAAGAAUGAGCUGAGGAGGCAGGCUCCCCCUCCACCUCCUUCUCGUGGUGGCCCUCCGCCUCCUCCUCCACCACCCCACACCUCAGCUCCACCCCCGCCUCCCCCUCCCUCCAGAGGGGGUAGAGGGGCCCCUCCUCCCCCUCCGCCUUCCAGAGCGCCGGCGUCAGCUCCUCCUCCCCCUCCUCCAUCCAGACCUGGGACUCUGGGUGCCCCCCCUCCACCACCUCCUCCCACAAGAGGAGGGCAUCAGCCCCCUCCUCCUCCACACCACCACCACCAUCAUCAUCAUCAUCACCAGCCUCCCCCUCCUCCUCCCCCCACCCCCUCACAUGCCUCUAUUAAUCCCCAAGCCCCUCCACCUCCGCCCCCUCCCCUGGCCCAGCAGUCUUCGGUAGGCAGUGGGGGUGGCUCCACUCUUGCCCCUCAACCUCCCCCUCCUCCCCCACCUCCUCCCCCCGGCCCCCCUCCUCCCCCGGAGCUAGACGGAGACUCGCCUCAUUCGCCAAGCCCAGGCGGGAAGUCUGCACUGCUGGAGCAGAUUAGGGGAGGAACCCAGUUGAAGAAGGUGGAGCAGAACCACCGCGCACCGGCCUCCACCACCGGACGAGACGCCCUGCUGGACCAGAUCCGACAGGGGAUCCAGCUCAAGACCGUUUUGGACCUUCCAGAGUCCGGUCCGCCAACACCGGCUCCAGCCGCCGGCAUCGUGGGCGCUCUCAUGGAAGUGAUGCAGAAAAGGAGCAAAGCCAUUCAUUCCUCGGACGAAGACGAGGAUGAGGACGAAGACGAGGACUUCGAGGACGAUGACGAAUGGGAAGACUAGUCCUCAGCAGCACCUACCCCCCAAAUCCCUGCACCUACCGCUGACACUAAAGCAGCUUCUAAAAAUCUUCCAGAACCGGACAGAACUUGUAAUGUAUAUGUUGUAAGAAUUUGCUUUAUAUUUAUUUUGCCUUCUUUGCUUUUUGUUUUUUAUGAUCGUUAUAAUAAAUCUGUGCAAUACAUCA
Messenger RNA from Betta splendens (Siamese fighting fish), 2298 nucleotides. RefSeq names its product WASP like actin nucleation promoting factor a (gene wasla). The record is from RefSeq and is a predicted model, not a curated record. NCBI's taxonomy places the organism in Eukaryota, Metazoa, Chordata, Actinopteri, Anabantiformes, Osphronemidae. Bases 468 to 2114 code for a protein of 548 amino acids. Gene Ontology annotation, molecular function: small GTPase binding; actin binding. Gene Ontology annotation, biological process: actin filament organization; regulation of Rho protein signal transduction. The transcript has 11 exons.